This is a messenger RNA of Thrips palmi, 2113 nucleotides long. RefSeq names its product protein Wnt-5b-like. Gene Ontology annotation, cellular component: extracellular region. Gene Ontology annotation, biological process: cell fate commitment; canonical Wnt signaling pathway; neuron differentiation. The transcript has 7 exons. Bases 94 to 1107 code for a protein of 337 amino acids. Gene Ontology annotation, molecular function: frizzled binding; cytokine activity. NCBI's taxonomy places the organism in Eukaryota, Metazoa, Arthropoda, Insecta, Thysanoptera, Thripidae. The record is from RefSeq and is a predicted model, not a curated record.
AGGGCGCUGGAGCGGCCCCUGGAGCGACCGGAGCACCGCGACCGCGAGCGCCACGAGCGGCCGGCCUACAACCACGGCCACAGCUGGAUAAAGAUGGGCCUGGCCAGCGAGCAGGAGGUGUGGCGGUCGCCGCAGCAGGUGCACGCCGUGGGCUCGUCGCCGCUGUGCGCGCGGCUGCCCGGCCUGAGCCCCGGCCAGGACAAGCAGUGCCAGCUGUACCAGGACCACAUGGCGCCCGUGGGCCGGGGCGCGCACGCCGCCAUCUCCGAGUGCCAGCACCAGUUCAAGGAGCGCCGCUGGAACUGCUCGGCCGCCGCGCUGGACCAGACCCUGUUCAGCAGCGUCAUGAAAGUCGCGAGUCGCGAGGUGGCGUACCUGCACGCCGUGACGGCGGCGGGCGUGGCGCACGCCGUGUCGCGGUCCUGCCGCGACGGCCACCUCUCUUCGUGCGGCUGCGCGCGCUCCGGCCGGCCCAGGGACCUGCACCGCGACUGGAUCUGGGGCGGCUGCGGAGACAACCUGGAGUACGGAUACAAGUUCACCCAGGGCUUCGUGGACGUCCGGGAGCGCGAGAGGAAGCUGCGGCGCGGCAGCCGGGAGCAGGCCCGGGCCCUCAUGAACCUCCACAACAACGAGGCCGGCCGGAGGGCCGUGAUCAAGAAGUCCAGCGUGACGUGCAAGUGCCACGGCGUGUCGGGAUCGUGCUCGCUCAUCACGUGCUGGCAGCAGCUUGCCUCCUUCAGGGAAAUCGGCGACCACAUCAAGGAGAAGUACGACAGCGCCACGGAGGUGCGCGCCAGCCGGAGGGGCCGCCUGCAGCUGCGCGACCCGCGCUUCACGCUCCCCACCGCCUCCGACCUCGUCUACCUGGACGAGUCGCCCAACUACUGCGUCCGGGACCUCACCGUCGGCUCGCUGGGCACGCAGGGGCGCCACUGCAACCGCACCUCGCACGGCAUGGACGGCUGCAACCUGAUGUGCUGCGGCCGCGGCUACAACACGCAGAAGAUGACGGUGCGGGAGCGGUGCGACUGCAAGUUCCACUGGUGCUGCUACGUCGAGUGCAAGAUGUGCACGCAGACCGUCGAGGUGCACACCUGCAAGUGAAGGCACCGCGUCGUCGGGGACGUCGCUCCACGAACAGUGAUUGUGCUCAAAGUUGGGUGGGAAUGAUGAUGAUGAUUCAAGAGGUUUUGUAAGAUAAGGAACUGGGACAUUGUUGCGACGUUGUUUUUAGUGAGGAGAGAGAGAGAGAGAGUUGUGUGGUCUGUAAAUAGCGCAUCGAGUACGCUGUAAAUACCGCUUCAUUUUGGACACUGAUCAUGCGACAUAUCAGCUCUAAGAGACAAACCCGAACCGAGUUUUGUGACCCACAUUCUUCGCGUCGAGAACGUGUCGCUGAAAGUGAGGGCGUUGUGACUUACAAAAAUGUUCUCUGUGCCAUAAUUCCAUCGUAAAUUGUCAAUCCGUUGUUAGCUUAGAAAGACGUUUGUAUGUUCUUGUAGCGGUUUUUCUGAAACUAAUAUGUUCAAGUACUGUCCUUUAGUGUUUGCUGUAGUUGCUUUUGACUCUCAUGUUGUCGAUUUAUGAGAGCAGAGUACAGUAUUCUCUAUCUAGCAUCAUAGACUUCGUUUUUAAACAUAGAUUUCUCUUGAGACACUCACAUUCCAAUUUUAUUCCCAGCACCUCGUUGUACUUAAAACGUAGUUUGUCUUCGCGUGCGUAGAGUAGGGUUCGAAAUUGUUAUAAAUUUCAAACCAGCAAAAACCUGCAAACCUCCCUUUCAAACCAAAUAUGAAGCUACUUGAUCGUGUAAUGUUGAAUUUCCUGUACACUUCUCCAGUCGAAAAGUGCCUCAGUGACGUUCGUUUCAGCCAAAAAAGAAUCGAGCGUCGAUCGUCCUAGUUUUGACCUUUAGCCGGGCCACGGUUGAAAACACCGGUUCCAGGUCCGAAGGAACGCGAUCGACGCCAAGUAUUAUUGCUUUUGCUCAUUGCAACAAUGUACAUACGUUUCACCUGCCUUCCUGUCAUCGUACCUUCCAACAAACUCUGUAGUUACGAGAAUGAUUAUUUAUUGUAUGGAAUAACUUAUAUAGAUGUGUUGUACAGUA